Molecule: messenger RNA, 1379 nt
Organism: Vicia villosa (hairy vetch)
Lineage: Eukaryota; Viridiplantae; Streptophyta; Magnoliopsida; Fabales; Fabaceae
Product: F-box/kelch-repeat protein At3g23880-like
Exons: 1
Coding region: 73-1230 (385 amino acids)
Molecular function (GO): protein binding
Source: RefSeq, a predicted model, not a curated record
UAUAAAUUGAGAUUGAAACCUAUUACACUGUUAUGAAAGAAGAAAUCUGAAGAAGAAAAAAAGUUAUAAAUCAUGUCUCCCAGUUACAAAAAACCCCACCGAAAACGACUGCGUUUAAACAGAAACCCUAAUUUGGUGCCGGAGUCAGAAUCAAAGAUGGCGACGGCGGAGGAAAUCAACAAUGAUUCACUUCCCACUCUCCCUAUCGAUCUCGUCCCUGAUAUCUUCUGUUGGCUACCUGUGAAACUUCUUGUACAGCUCCGAUGCAUGUGCAAGUCAUGGAAUUCUCUAAUCUCCGAUCGCAAUUUCACCAGAAAGCACCUCAGCCUCUCAACCACUCGCCGUCUCUAUUCCGCCGCAUACGAACAUAAACCCGACGGGUUGGUUCACAAUUCUUACCCACUCGAUUCGGUUUUAUCCAGUAAAAUCAAACAACAGCUUCUCCCUUUCAACAGCAUCGUUGCUUCUUGUGACGGCAUCCUUUGUCUCUGCGAUAAACGGAAAGGUAUUGCUGUUUUGUGGAAUCCUUCUAUUAGAAAAUUCAAGGAAUUACCACCCCCUUUCGAAAACGUUCAAAUUCGUAAAAAGGCUUUUAUGACCUUCGGAUUCGGCUAUGACCAUGUUUCUGAUAAUUACAAAGUGGUUGUUCUUUACUACUACGAACCUAACUUGCCUAUCACAACUACAGUAAAAAUUCAUACUUUGGGCACCAAUUUUUGGGAAACCAUUCCGACCUUUCCUUUUGGAACACAUGUCUUUGAUGAGCAUUCCGGAACACAUUUGAGAGGUACAAUUAAUUGGCCAGCCUAUACUGGACGGGGUCGGAAGGGUCCAUUCUUCAUUGCUUCUUUUGAUUUGGUAAAGGAGUCUUAUCAGAAGCUUUUGCUUCCUGCUCAUGCAGAGAUCAGUCUGCCUUACUUGUCAUUGGCUGUCUUGAGGGACUGCUUGUGCUUAAUUUCUGGUCAUGAUAUUUGGGUCAUGAAGGAAUAUGGAAUUCAAGAGUCUUGGGCUAAAUUGUUCUCCGUUUCUUUCAUGCAGCAUCCUACUAAGCGUUAUGUCUUGUACACGGCAUUGUAUAUUUUUGAGGAUGACCGACUGCUGCUCGAAACUCUAGAGGGUUGGGAAAAUAAGUUGGUUGUUUAUGAUUCAAAGAAUGAUACUUUUAAGGUUACUAGGUUUAAAAACGACGUAAAUGUCUGUCUUGAAACUUUGAUUUCUCCCUGUUCUUAAUGCUAGGAAUGUACAUGCCACUUGAGCAUAUAUGUUAAUUUAUGUUUUUUAUUUUCUACUUGCUAGUUAUGAUUACCGGUUUUACUUCAUGGAUUAUUACAUUUAUAUAAUUCACAGUAAUUAUAUUUUUGAAGAUUAUAACAUUUAUA